CAUAAGAAAUGUUUUUUUAAACUUAAAAUAACAACAGCUGAACGCAAACAGAGCAUAAUGAAUGCAUUAAAUGCCUUUGGAAUGGCCAUUGGUUGGAUGGAUAUUGUGGGAGUGCUGUUUUUCGAACUAAUAAUGUUCUAUAUGAUGAGGCGUCGUCGUUUGGCAAGGGAAUCGGAAGACGAGUCGGUUGAGGCGCAAAUAGAAAGUCAGAGGAAACCAUUGCCCAACCUCUUCAGCAAAAAACAGCUGAGUGAAACCGAAAACGUUUGGUUAUUCUGGGGCUACCUGUUGAUGCUGAAUGUCUGGGUUGCAGUUACACUGUUCAUGAUAGCCGGCAUCUCAUUGCACAAGCCGGAGCUUAUGAUAUUUUGGUUGAUUUGGUGCGCUUGCGGUUUGGUCUUCGAUGUCCUCUUCAUUUUGUGGUGGGUCUACGAGCUUUUUGUGGGAGACGCCAUUGAGGCACUGACCAACAUUUUGAUCUCCCUGCUGACCAUGGCAAUUGAGUUUGGGUUCAUCUACGUUAUUUACACCAUCUACAUGAACUUGUCCGACCCCAAGAAAGAAAUUGAUCACAAAGGUAAAGAUAGAUUUUCUGGAUUUUCCCUUAUGAUGAUUUCAGAUUCGAGGCGAUACAUUUAA
Drosophila takahashii is the source of this 639-nucleotide messenger RNA. RefSeq lists its product as uncharacterized. The record is from RefSeq and is a predicted model, not a curated record. NCBI's taxonomy places the organism in Eukaryota, Metazoa, Arthropoda, Insecta, Diptera, Drosophilidae.